CAGAAAGAGAUUUUAUUUUUCUAGUUUUUCAAUAUUGACAGGAGUUGGUGAAAGUUCCAUAGCUUGUUAACACAGACGCACAGACAGGUAGAGACACGGGGAGGACAGGUAGACAGGUAGACAAACACGCGGGUAGAAAGUCUUAAUCAUAUUACACACACACACACACACACACACAUAUAUAUAUAUACAUGUAUGUAUACAUAUAUAUACAUAUAAUAUAUAUACAUAUAAUAUAUACAAACAGACAGGUGAACAGAACUAUAAAGAAAAACUAAGAAAAUGUUAAGACAAUCAUGAAAUAAAGACAAUAAGAAAACAGAAAAACAAGCAGAAAGACUUCACAAAUAUUUUUCGAAGGGAAAAACAGUUAAAAAAAACAACAAAUUUAAUUUGAGAAAGAAACUGAGAUCGAAACUGCGUCUCCAGUGUGACAGACAGCUGACUGAGAGAUAAAAGAAUAGAGAGAGAAAGAGAAGAGAAAGAAGUAGUUUAAUACAGGAGGCGUCGUCUAAUCAUAUUGAAAUACUCAGGAAUGGUUUGUUAAAACUCAACUUCUUUGAAGCAAACGGCAGAGAAGGGAGAAAUCAAGAAGAUAGCCGGUGACAUAUUAAUCGGAGCUAGUCUCUCGAGAGGAUUGUAUUUUUAUAUAUACAAAUAUAUUUUUAAUUCAAAAAUUAAUAAAGUAAUAUGGAUUCCAGUGAAUUUCGAAAGAGAGGCAAAGAAAUGGUUGACUAUAUCGCAGACUAUAUGGAAACCCUCAGUGUACGCAAAGUAACAGCACAAGUUGAACCCGGUUAUUUACGUCGGCUACUUCCCAACAAAGCUCCUUACAGAGGAGAAACAUGGGAAGCCAUUAUGAAGGAUGUGGACAAUGCAAUUCUACCUGGUAUCACGCAUUGGCAACAUCCGAACUUCCACGCUUACUUUCCCUCAGGUAAUUCCUACCCGUCUAUUAUCGGAGACAUGUUAUCAGAUGCCAUUGGUUGUGUUGGAUUUUCUUGGGCAGCCAGCCCUGCAUGUACAGAGCUAGAAACUAUCGUAUUGGACUGGGUUGGUAAAAUGAUUGGUUUACCGAAAGAUUUCUUACAUGAAGGUGGCAAAGGCGGUGGUGUCAUACAGGGUUCUGCCAGUGAAUGUGUUCUGGUUACAAUGCUGACAGCUAGACAUUCAACCUUGAAGAAACUAAAAGGGUCUUUCCCAUUCGUUGAAGAUGGAACUCUCCUCACUAAACUGGUCGGAUAUUCGUCAAAACUUGCUCAUUCAUGUGUUGAGAAGGCAGGGAUAAUCAGUUUAAUCAAACUAAGAGAGCUUGAGGUGGAUGAUAAUUACUCUCUUCGAGGCCAUACACUGGAAGCAGCCAUCGAGGAAGACCGAAAACUAGGUUUAAUACCAUUCUUCGUAUGUGCCACUCUCGGUACAACAGCAGUGUGCUCCUUUGAUGCACUUAAUGAAAUUGCAGAAGUAUGCAACAGAGAACGACUAUGGCUUCAUGUGGAUGGUGCAUAUGCAGGUAAUGCCAUGAUAUGUCCUGAGUUCCAGCAUUUACUUUCUGGCAUUGAGUUUGCUCACUCUAUCAAUUUUAACCCGAACAAAUGGAUGUUGGUCAACUUUGACUGCUCCCUCUUGUGGGUGAAAGACAGCCAGCUGUUGUCAGAGGCCUUGACUGUUGACCCACUCUAUCUACAACAUCCACACGGAGAUAAAGCCAUUGAUUUCAGGCAUUGGGGAAUUCCGUUGAGUCGAAGAUUCCGGUCAUUGAAAUUAUGGUUUGUUCUGAGAACAUACGGUAUUGAAGGAUUACAGCAUUAUAUUCGAGAACAUGUCAGACUUGCCAAAUUAUUUGAAUCCAAAGUGUUGGAAGAAGACAGAUUUGAAGUAUUGGGAGAAGUGAUUAUGGGACUUGUCUGUUUUCGAUUGAAGGGUCCGAAUACUUUAACCCAGAAACUCCUCCGACAAAUCAACGAGUCCGGACGUCUUCACAUGGUCCCUGCCCUGUUGAACGAACAUUACAUCAUUCGAUUUGCCAUCUGUGCACAAAAUGCAGACGACAGUGACAUCAUCUAUGCAUGGCAGACGAUCUCAAAAAUCGCUGACGAGUUGUUGGCCAGUCGAGAACGAGAAUCAAGCGUGCGUGAAUCAAGGCGAAUUGCUUUGUCCGACACAAGCGAAGAAGGGGAAUCGGCCGAAGAAGAAGAAGUGUUUCUCGAAUUUGAUAAAGAGAACAUCUACGACAAUCAACAACUCAACUUCCAGAGGGCUCGCAUGCGUCGCAACCUUUUCCUACGCAUGGUAUCUGACCCUAAAUCAUAUAGCCCUCACAUGAUGAAGUCUUAUAGCAUUGAUGAUUCGUCCAGUCGUCUUCCGAGUGAUACACCUAGCGAAACUGGUUCCACUAACAGCACCAAACGCUCGCCGAAAACGCCACAACAGGCCACUCCUUUAUAAUCCAAUCUAUUUUAAGAUUUUAGAAUUUAUGGGGUGAUGAAUGGGACCUUUGAAGGUAUCGGAUACCCUGUUUUAGCCGGUUUCUUUUCCUGGUGACUGUUUUUGGUGUUAAUUUGUAUGUUGUUUGAUUGGUUGUUUGCUUGCUUGAUCAAACUAGUUUGUUUUUGUCGUAUAUGAUGGUCAACUUGUGUUGAACGUUAUAGAGAAGAUGAAUACUUGUUUCAUGAUUUACACACACACACACACACACACACACACACACACACACACACAUAAAUACAUACACACACAAAUAUAUACACUCACGCAAACACAAUUAUUUAUAUCAAUUAUAUAUAUAUACACGCAAAUAGUUAUUAGGUAGAAAAGAGAGCUCAGAUGGCCAAAUCGAUAAGGUAUCUGUUAACAGCCAAAGUGACACAAACGCUUGAUUAUAUAUCUUAAUCUUUUUUUAAGUAAGUUAUCGUUAAAAUAACUUAUAACUUAUUGAUCUGUCAACCUAAUCUCGUGUUUCUUUGUUCAAUUAUUCAUUUCUACUUGUUCAUAGCCAUUGUAUUUAGAUAUCCUAUGCAAAUCCUUACUUCUGACCCAAAAGUUUGAAUGUUCUUACACAAUGCCUUAGUCACGUGACAUAAUUAUUUCUGAAAUUUGUUGAAAUAUGAACAGUAACUGCCUAAGUGGGAUGUGACUUAGUUAUAAGCGUUAGAAAUACGUUUUCUGUGUUCGAACCCAGAUUGCAUGUGUUUAUAGAGCACAAAAAGUGAUCGUCGAGUGGAGCGAUGAUGAAGGAGUAUGAGAUGAAAGCUGUGUGGAAGAUGAGGGUUUAUGUGCUGCCCCUCAAAAUAAGGGUAGAGGAACAUUGCAAAGCUGUAACACGGGGAGCUAUUGAUAAAUCGGGUAUAGCUGAUCAUGUAUGGAAAAAUGGAGACCAUCUCCCCCUCUGGGAUGAAGUUAAAAUAAUAGACAGAGAACACCACUGGAAAAUACGAAAACUAAAAGAAGCAGCACAUAUGCUAGGACACAACAACCUCCUAAGCAGACCGAGUGCAAAUAUGAAUAGUAUAUGGGAGCCGGUAUUAAGGAAGGAUAGGAAAAUAUUAGAUUUAUAAGCUCUAAAAUUCACUCUAUAAUUGCCCACGGGCAUAUAGCGUAGUGGUUAAGAGCGCGAGCUGCUGCCCCUAAGAUCUUGAGUUCGAUUCCAGGUAGUGGUCGGACACAACAACAUAACCCAACUAUUUAGAAUAACAAUCAGGAACAUUAUUUACAUUUGGCAGAUAUUUGUCCUCAUCUUGUUUGUUGUUAACACAACGUUUCGGCUGAUAUACCCUCCAGCCUUCAUCAGGUGUCUGGGGAAAUUUCAAACGUGGGUUCUCAUUCCUAAGGUAUUUUUCGAUGUUAUUAUUAUUAUUAUUAUUCAGGUCACUGCCUGGAAUCGAACUCGGAAUCUUGGAGUUAGUAGCCCGCGCUCUUAACCACUAAGCUAUAUGCCCGCGGGCAUAGUGGUUAAGAGCGUGAGAUUCCAGGCAGUGACCUGAAUAAUAAUAACAACAACAAUAAUAAUAAUAAUAAUAACAACAACAACAACAACAACAAU
This is a messenger RNA of Octopus bimaculoides (California two-spot octopus), 4042 nucleotides long. Its product is annotated as aromatic-L-amino-acid decarboxylase. Gene Ontology annotation, molecular function: pyridoxal phosphate binding; carboxy-lyase activity. The record is from RefSeq and is a predicted model, not a curated record. Gene Ontology annotation, biological process: carboxylic acid metabolic process; amino acid metabolic process. Lineage: Eukaryota; Metazoa; Mollusca; Cephalopoda; Octopoda; Octopodidae. Gene Ontology annotation, cellular component: cytoplasm.